CACUGAAAGAACACGCGCCAGUCCGCCAUCGUCAAACCCUAUCGUCUCUCCUUCUCUCCUUCUCGAUAAAAAUUUCUCUGAAAAACAAAAUCACCAAAUCACAAACCCUAACCUAAAUCCACAUGAAAUCAAUCGCCCCCCUUUAACAAACCCUGAUUUGAUGACUAUCACAAUCCAAUCGCACAAGCCCUGACAAUUAUUCCUUCUCUCUUGUUUCCUCUCUGUUCAGGCCUAUCUGCUGUGGUCAUGGAGGGCUCUGUGGUGGCGGAGGAGGAUCUCGGUGCCCCUGAUUCAUGGGAGGUGGCUGAUCUAGACCAGACGAUGAAUCGUUUGUCUCUGAAUAAAGAGACUAAACAUCAACAGCCUCAAGAUCAGCUCCCUCGCUCGGGUCCGGGUCCGGGUGAGAAAGUAACGGAUGAUGUUGCUAAUCAAGUCGACCAGUUUCUCCUUGAGGCCUUGCAGAACACUCGCGAACGCCUCUCAAUUUUGCGGAUGGAACAAGACAUAGAGAAGUUUAUCCGUGAUCCAAACCAACAACAACUAGAGUUUCAACAGUUGCCUACUUCAUAUUUAAGGCUGGCAGCACAUCGUGUAGCACAGCAUUACUCAUUGCAAUCAAUGGUUUUGUUAGACAAUAGUUUACCUGAUGGCUCUGGCUCCAGAAUUAUUGUCUGCAAGACUUCCAACUGCAGGCUUCCCUUGAUUCGCCUGGCUGACAUCCCUGUGAGUUUGCCAUCAGAAGACGGUGAUACUGUUAAGGUUGCAAUUAAACAGAGGCCACAAAAAGGGUCUCAAACUGCCAACAAUUCAAAUUCAUUGAAGACAAAUAAUUCCAAAAGUGUGGAGGAAAGAAAAGAGGAGUACAACAAGGCACGUGAACGGAUAUUUAACUCUAGUAGUUCCACUGGUGGUACUAUUGGGAAACCGGACAGUGAACCAAGGUCGCAGGAUUGUUCCCAGCUUGGUACAUUUGAUAUAUCAAAGUCAGAAGAGAAAUCUGCUCCAGGUAUUCCUGAUUUAAGUUCUGGACGGGGUUUAAUUGAAUCUUCCACAAGUAACAUUAGAUCAGCAACAUUAGCUAGAACAAGAAUCGAGAAGGAGCCAGUUGGUAGGUAUAGACCAAACAAUAGGGUAGCCAUAUUUCGGGACCGUGAGGUUGAUCGGAAGGACCCGGACUAUGAUCGAAGCUAUGACAGGUAUAUGCAAAGAUUUGACCCUGGUUUUGGGUUCAAUGGGGGAGGACCUUACACUAUCCAGCCUAUGUACACUCCUGCACUAAAUUACAACACCGAAUUUCCGCACCUUGGGUCCCGUCACAUAUCUCAGAUAUCUACAGAACACCAACCUCACCCUCUCCCUCAACAUGUACCAGGGCCCUGGGCCGCACCAUCAACCCCUGCAGGGAUUGGGUAUGGCCAUCCUGAUACUCUUAUACCUCUGUUUAAUCCGAAUCAUGUUGGUGCACGCUCCACACCUGCCAUUUAUCUGCAUUCCUCUCAGUAUCCAUGUCAACACCCAGGAAUGCCUUUCAUCCAUCCUCAUGAACAUGUUCAGCCUUUUUCACAGUCUCAUCAACAGCAACCUGAUGCAAGUUUUGGUUUAGCUCGGCCCCGUUGAGGGGCUUGGGCCAUGCCUGCACCCUGCCAGCUGGAACUUAGGCAUGAAAUAUUGAUGAGCUGAUUCAACCCUGAAUCAUAUACGAACUGGCAGGAGUGCAGGCAUAGAGAACCGAGUUGGAUUGGAGUGGACACUUUUUCUCAUGAACAGACGCUGAUCCAUUCCACCAAUCUUGGUUUUGCUUGAGGCUUCUUCAUGUGGUGAAAGACGAAGAAGCUCAAGGGCUUGGCAGAUGAAUGUACAAGAGCUCUGUUUUGUCACUGAUGAUGAUGAAAAAGAAUCAUCGGAGUUGGCUAUGUGUGUGCUCAGUCUAAUUGAAGACUGUGAGGGCCAAGGGGGAUCCGCUUGAAGGACAUUUUUAUCAAAGCUGGCAUUUUGUUUUUGGUUCGGUGCAGCUUGGCUUCGCAGCUUACCCCUUUAAACAACUCUGAUUACGACUGACUGUGACACUUGACCGCGGGGAAAAUGAAGCAAUUCGUCAUGUAUUGUAGGAACAUAUAUUUUUGAACUGUAAUAGCAUCUUUCAUUGUUAUCUAUGAUAAGUGAAGUUGACCGUAA
Populus trichocarpa (black cottonwood) is the source of this 2175-nucleotide messenger RNA. RefSeq lists its product as uncharacterized. Gene Ontology annotation, molecular function: nucleic acid binding. The transcript is spliced from 5 exons. Lineage: Eukaryota; Viridiplantae; Streptophyta; Magnoliopsida; Malpighiales; Salicaceae. The record is from RefSeq and is a predicted model, not a curated record. The coding region runs from base 247 to 1617 and encodes 456 amino acids.